AUGAGGCGCAGGGUGGUGGCGCUCUUGCUCGUGUUGCUUCCGCGUGCGGACAGCGCCGCGCUGCUGCGGCGCAGGCCGCGGCCGCUCGCGGCCCCUGCACUCCUGCUCCGGCUGCGAGGCGGGCAGGAGCCUGCGCCCGCCUCGCAAAAGCCGCCGGGCUCGCCGCCGACCACCACGGCGGACGUGCAUGUGUCCGCCGACACACCGCCAUCGCCGUCGCCCGGGCUGCUCGCGCGGCUGCUCAACUCGGCACCCGUCGCCCACUUUCGCUCGGCGCCGCCCAUCACGCGAUCGUGGGUGACGGUGUCGGUGCUGCUGACGGUCCUCGCCUCGCAGCGCCUGGUCGACCUGCGUUCCAUCGCCUUUGCGGAGCGCGAGGUGGUGCGCCGCGGCGAGUGGUGGCGCACGCUGCUAAACUUCUUCUACAUGGGCGAGCAGCCGCUCUCCGUCUUUUACUGGCUCCAGAUCUACCACCUGUGGGAGUGCAUGCGCAUCUUGGAGCUAGUCAAGUACGCGUGGGAGCCAGGCCAGUUUGUGCGCAUGAUCGUGAGCAACAUUGCAUCGCUGCUGCUGCUAAAGCAGCUCUCGCCCUCGCUCAUGUUCCUCGGCACGCCGCUCGUCAUGGUCUUCAUGUACGUGUACGCGCGCGAGUAUGAGUCGUCAAUCACAAACUUCCUCGGCUUCUUUCAAAUCCGCACAGGCUGGCUGCCCUUCGCGCAGAUGGACGGCGUGCAGACCGGCGACAUGAUGCCAAACCUGCUCGGGCUGCUCGCCGGCCACUUUUACUUUUACACAAACGAGGUGGCGCCGCGCAUGCUGCUGCCCAGCAGGCCGCCCACGUUGGCUCAGUUUGUCGCCGCGAUGGACAAGGCCGCGCCGCCCGGCAGCACUCCGUCCGAGGGCGAGGAGGAGCUCGAGGCGGCGGCCGAGGGGGGCGAGGAGGAGGUCGAGGCGGCGGCUGAGGGGGGCGAGACGGAUGCGGACGACGGGGAUGACGAUGAGGUGGAGGAGGACUGA
Messenger RNA from Emiliania huxleyi CCMP1516, 1017 nucleotides. RefSeq lists its product as hypothetical. The record is from RefSeq and is a predicted model, not a curated record. Gene Ontology annotation, molecular function: ubiquitin-specific protease binding; misfolded protein binding. Bases 1 to 1017 code for a protein of 338 amino acids. The transcript has 3 exons. NCBI's taxonomy places the organism in Eukaryota, Haptophyta, Isochrysidales, Noelaerhabdaceae. Gene Ontology annotation, cellular component: Hrd1p ubiquitin ligase ERAD-L complex; endoplasmic reticulum membrane. Gene Ontology annotation, biological process: endoplasmic reticulum unfolded protein response.